This is a messenger RNA of Salarias fasciatus (jewelled blenny), 1400 nucleotides long. It is a transcript of the gene glt8d2, whose product is annotated as glycosyltransferase 8 domain containing 2. NCBI's taxonomy places the organism in Eukaryota, Metazoa, Chordata, Actinopteri, Blenniiformes, Blenniidae. Bases 149 to 1210 code for a protein of 353 amino acids. Gene Ontology annotation, cellular component: Golgi apparatus. Gene Ontology annotation, molecular function: glycosyltransferase activity. The transcript is spliced from 10 exons. The record is from RefSeq and is a predicted model, not a curated record.
GGGGGAGGGGUGGAGAGAGGAGGAAGAGAAAAGUGAGCUUGUCGGUGAGGGUUAGUCUCAGUCCUCAGAGGUUUUACAACAUGGAUGAUAAUCUGGAAUAAAUCUGUGUUGUGUUUUUUGCUGAUGUCACGAGAAGCCACUAUGAAACAUGUCUCUCCUCAGGAAGAUCAAUCGGGUUCUCCUGGUGCUGCUGGUGGUCAUGGUGUGCCUCCUCCUGCACAGCACCCUGCUCAGAGCCUCCACCCGACCCCCGCCCUCAGAUCACCGGAAAGGCGGCGCCGUCUCCCUGCCGAGGUCGCAGGACAUGGACGACGUCGUCCCCGUCGUCAUCUGCGCGUCGGAGGAGCGACUGGGCGCAACCAUGGCAACCAUCAACAGCAUCAUAAGCAACAGUGACGCCCGGGUUUUCUUCUACAUCGUCACGCUCCGAGACGCGGUCAAGCUGACGAGGAGAUACAUCGAGAAGACGAAGCUGAAAGGCAUCCUGUACCAGCUGGUGGAGUUUAACCCCAUGGUGCUGAAGGGGAAGGUGAAGCCCGACUCGUCUCGGCCCGAUCUCCUGCACCCGCUCAACUUCGUCCGCUUUUACCUACCUCUGCUCGACAUCCACCACAACCGGGUGAUUUAUUUAGACGACGACGUCAUCGUUCAGGGUGAAAUCAAAGACCUAUUUAAUGUGAGACUGAAACCAGGACACGCCGCCGCCUUCGCCACAGACUGUGACCUGCCCAUCACACACGAGAUGGUGCGCAGCAUCGGCAUGCAGACAACCUACAUGGGCUUCUUAGACUUCAGGAAACGGGAAGUCCAGGAUUUGGGCAUCAACCCCAGAGACUGCUCCUUCAACCCCGGGGUGUUUGUCGCAGACAUGAAGGAGUGGAAGAAGCAGAAGAUCACCAAACAGCUGGAGAAAUGGAUGGAGGAGAAUUUCAGGCAGAACAUAUACAGCAGCGCCAUGGCGGGAGGCGUGGCCACUCCGCCCAUGCUGAUCGUGUUUCACGGCAGGUUCACCACGCUGGACCCCCUGUGGCACGUCAGACACCUGGGCUGGAGUCCAGACGCCCGCUACGCAGACAGCUUCCUGAAAGACGCCCGCCUGCUGCACUGGAACGGCCCCUUCAAGCCGUGGAAGGGCCCGGCGGUGCACGCCGACCUGUGGCAGAGGUGGUUCGUUCCGGACCCCUCCAGGAGGUUCAUCCUGAAGAGCUGAGAGCUGAGGAGCUCCCGAACCUUCUCCUGUGGAGCUGGAGAUGGCCGCACAGCUGGUGGAUCCCUGAGGAGCGUGCAGCGAGGAGGGAACGUAGCAAUAAAGAUCAGACAGUAGAAUAAUAAAUGUUUCAAGGAAGUGAACGAGACUCAAAAAAUGUCUUUUCCUGCUAAUUAAAAAUAAAGUUCUCGGU